AUGGCCAGUCUACUGAAACUGACUCUGCUGGCGAGUGUCGCUGUGUCUGCAGCAAGUGGUGACGUCCGCACUAUCGCUGCGCGCACUGAGGCCCCAGCAUGUACUGAUGCAGUCUCAACGUUGUCACUUAGUGACCCACCCUACGACAACUUCUUCUACUCGGACUGCAACGUCGCCGCACAGGCUGUGAUCACUAGCCCACUACCAGACAGCAAUCUCUCAAUUAUUGGCCCUCGACUCAUUGUGGCAUGGCCUGCUGGCAACAGCGGUGUUUGCGCAUUCUUCGCGCCUCAAAGUGGCGUCAAUGGAUCGCUCUCCCUUGAACUCAUUAACUCCACUGAUAAUCAGCCCUUGAGUCCUGUCUACACUGCCCCUUUAGAUGGAAAUCAGUAUCCCAGUGUGGGUAUACAAGGUAUUUUACGCUUCAAUUCUUCGGCUACACUGACGGUUCCCAUCUUGGGAAGUAUUCGCACGAUCCGAGAUUUUACCGAGGGUCCUGGCAUUCUCUAUCCGGAGAUUCAGAACGCCAUCAGAUUUACUUCAGAUAGCGAUGGCAGCGUCACGCUUCAACGACUUUGGCUGGACAAUACCACGUCAACGCUGCUCCGUUUCAGCCCCAAUGGUACCGACAGCAAAGUGACUAUAUCUAACAAGACUGUCAACUUCUUAGCGGGCGACUACCUUUUCACGGCAGAGAUGAACUACCCACAGCUGUCCCAGCUUAAAGCAAGUGCAGCACUGAACGAGCAAUCAGCAAACUUGACCACACAAAUGCCGGACCAGACAACCGCGCUCUCGUUUCUGGCAUACUCGGAGAAACUCCUUGCAGGUGCCUGGCGAUUUUUGACGUACUUCGGGCGCGACUCCAUGAUCUCGGCAUUACUAUUGGAGCCUGUGCUCAGUAGUGGAAAUGGCAGUUCUAUGGAGGCAGUCAUCGGUUCGGUCCUAGAGAGAAUAAAUCGUACGGAUGGCAGUGUUUGUCACGAGGAAACAAUUGGUGACUAUGCAACUUGGACGAAUCUUCAAGAUAAUAUUACCAGCAAUGCUAUGAUUUGUGAUUACAAAAUGAUUGACUCGGACUAUUACCUGCCCAUCUUGAUGGAGAAAUACUUUUUGCAAAACCCACAUGUCAUCGAACAUCAACGAAGCGAACCAGAACUUGACCUGGGACAGCUGGCAACAAUAAACGCGGCCAGAAUUAUGCAUCUUACAGGACCCUUUGCCCAUAAUCAGGUCAAAGAAAAUCUGAUCCAUCUAAAAGACGGACAGAUUGUUGGAGAAUGGAGAGACAGCACAUACGGUAUUGGAGGGGGCCGCAUUCCCUACGACGUCAACACAGCCCUCGUCCCCGCAGCUCUACGCUCCAUCGCCUCCCUCUCUCGACACGGCAUUUAUCCCGGCCAUUCAAGCUGGGCCCAACUGGCAGAUACUUACGCUCAGAUCUGGGAAGACAAAACACUCUCUUUCUUCGAAGUCACCAUACCGCAAGGAAAAGCACGAUCUCUCGUUCAAUCCUACGCCAAUACUUCUUUUGCAGGACCGGACCAGUCCUCAACCAUUGAUACAGACGUCGUCUUCCACGCUCUAUCCCUGGACGGCAACAACAAUCUAACUCAAGUCCAAGUCAUGAACACAGACGAUUGUUUCCGCCAUUUCCUACUCAACACAACAAAUGACGCCCAACUCACAUCUUUCCUCAAUAACUCCGCCACUAACAUCCGCCGCACAUUCCCAGCUGGCCUCAUGACCUCCGCCGGUAUGGUAGUAGCCAAUCCGGCCUUUGGCGGGAAUCCAGUCUACGCGCAGAACUGGACGACAGGCGCAUACCACGGCACAGUCAUUUGGUCUUGGCCACUCGCAAUGAUGGCCAAAGGCUUGGAGAUGCAGUUAGGUCGAUGCGAGGUUUCAGCCAACUUUUCAAUUUCCUCCGUGAAAAAGGCUGCGAUGCGCGUACCUGAUUUCUGUACCGAUGACUCCGUCUAUGGGAAUGUGAAAGAGGCCUAUAAUGUUCUUUGGGACUCGAUCGAGGGGGUUCAGGAUCAGCUUUCGCAGGAAGUGUGGUCGUGGGUUUAUCGUGAUGGUGGGUUCCAGGUAACUCCACUGGGUGUUAUUCCUCCGCCUGGAGGUGGGAGCCAGACUGGUAUUUCCCUCUCUCUUUCCUCGACGGAUAUAUGA
Messenger RNA from Penicillium maclennaniae, 2175 nucleotides. RefSeq lists its product as uncharacterized. Lineage: Eukaryota; Fungi; Ascomycota; Eurotiomycetes; Eurotiales; Aspergillaceae. The coding region runs from base 1 to 2175 and encodes 724 amino acids. The record is from RefSeq and is a predicted model, not a curated record. Gene Ontology annotation, biological process: carbohydrate metabolic process. The transcript is spliced from 6 exons.